AUGUCAUACAAUCCUACUACCUCCUUCACUACAUAUCCUCUCGACGGUCCUAUUGAUGCGUCUGGCGUCACGCUUUUAUUCGGACAGGCUAUGCGCUUAGAUUCAGCUUCACCCUCACAGGCCGAACAAUCUGUCGGUAGCUUCUCUACUUCAUGGACGGGCGCGAGCUCGUACACUGAUGUCAUGCGCUCCUCCUCCGACAUGUACACAUACUGGUAUUCAGACAUCGACUCCGGGUACGAUGGGAUGCUCUUCGCGUCGAAACACGCGUCGGAACACGCCAUGGCUGCAGCAGAAUGCCUGCUCAGCCCUCCCAUCGACCCAACGCUCAUAGCUCAUCCGAGGAGCUACGAGAUCGCAUCGGCGCUGGAUAAUUCCGCUCACGCUGCUAACUCUCCCGGCACGCUGUCGAGUGUCUCGACGUGCUCAGAUGCCACUCUAUCCGGGUACACGCCUUCCCCAUCCCCGUACGCGACCACGUCCUCUUGGUGUAGCGACGACGAAGCUACGUGCUCUCUGUCUACAAGAGAUCCAUCGUCGGCUAGCACGUCUCGCAAGAACCGCAGUGUCUAUUACCAUCUCUCUCGCCCGUCAUCAUCUAGUCUCACCUCAACGUCCUCGCCAUCGACUUCGCAGACGCGCAGAUCCAAGGCACGGCGCUCGCCCAUUCGCGUCCGCAGACGCAACGUCCAAAUUGGACUCGGCGCCGCCGUACCAGAACCACGGGCUACGCAUGUGCCUAAAUUGGUCCAGUGCACGGUCGAAGGGUGCGGGAAGGUGCUGACGAAGGGCGCGAUGAGGAGGCACAAGAAGACCCACAGAAAGCAGGAGAAAUGGAGGUGCUGUGGAAUCCCGGUCGAGAUGGCGUUCGGGUUGAGCUCAGAUCGACGGAUGACCGGUGGUUGCGCGAAGGUGUUCAGUCGGAAGGACGCGUUGGAGCGCCAUCUGAAGAACCCAAAUAAUCCUUGUAUUGGUGAUGUGGAACGCGCGGAGCUGUUGGGAUGGUUUCGGGACGCGAAGCUUUUAGCAGGCUUAAAUGUGGAUGAGCAGCUUGCUGCUCAAAUCCUGGUUGCGAUGCAGGGAGUGGCGCGCCGACUGCCAUCGAGUGGCACAAUGGCAGGCAACUCAAGGCUUGCAGCACUAAAUGACACUAUAACGGUGGACGUUUUGUCCACAAUUGUGAAGAUACCCAGCCGACCAGCUGGGCGCAAAAUCACGCCAAGACAGGAGGGCACUCGGCGCAGCCAACGAUUGCUCGAGAAAGAAAAGGUUGCCCCUGUCCCGUCUAAUGAACGACAGAGAGAAGACGCAUCAGGGUCAAAGUCUGACAGUAAGGCUGAGAUGGGGCAGUCUGUGCUGCAGCCAUCGAAUGGGUCCGUAGGCGGUGAGUGGCAACCCACUGCAUCCGAGGAGAAACCUAUCCCCACAGAGAAGACGAAGAGAAAACGGGAUGAGAACGAGGAAAAUCUAAUACAGCGAGGGCCAGCGAAGGUGGAACGGACGUGA
This is a messenger RNA of Postia placenta MAD-698-R-SB12, 1506 nucleotides long. RefSeq lists its product as hypothetical. The record is from RefSeq and is a predicted model, not a curated record. The coding region runs from base 1 to 1506 and encodes 501 amino acids. NCBI's taxonomy places the organism in Eukaryota, Fungi, Basidiomycota, Agaricomycetes, Polyporales, Adustoporiaceae. The transcript has 6 exons.